CAAAUAGUUCUCCUAACCGACAGCUGAAACCUGGAAUCAUUUCUGCCCAAAAUAUCUACAGCUUUGGCUUUGGAAAGUUUUAUCUCACUCCAGGGAUGCAGCUCACAUAUCCAGGAUCUCUUCCAGUAAUUGGAGAAAAGGAAGUGAUUCAAGCUGAUGAUGAGCCUACCUUCUCUUUCUUCAGUGGCCCCUACAUGGUCAUGACCAACCUAGUGUGGAACAGGAGCAGAGUCACAGUGAAGGAAUUGAACCCCCCUACCCACCCUCAUUGUAGCAGACUGAGAUUGGCUGAUUUAUUGAUUGCUGAGCAGGAGCACAGCAGCAACCUGCGGCACCCUAACCUGCUGCAGCUGAUGGCUGUGUGUUUGUCCCAGGACCUGAAGAAAAUUCGCCUGGUGUAUGAGCGUAUCACAGUCGGCACCCUGUUCAGUGUCCUCCACGAACGAAGGUCCCAGUUCCCAGUGUUGCACAUGGAAGUGAUUGUGCACUUACUGCUCCAGAUCGCCGAUGCCUUGAUCUACCUCCAUUCCCGAGGCUUUGUCCAUCGCUCCCUUAGCUCCUAUGCUGUCCACAUUGUCUCUGCAGGACAAGCAAGACUGACCAACCUGGAAUACAUGAUGGAAAGCCAGGACAGUGGCACACACAGGGACGUGACGCGAGUGCCCCUCCCCCCCCAGCUCUACAACUGGGCUGCUCCAGAAGUGAUCCUACAGAAGGCGGCCACUGUGAAGUCAGACAUCUACAGCUUUUCCAUGAUCAUACAAGAAAUUUUAACAGACAACAUACCCUGGAAUGGCUUGGAUGGCUCAGUUAUUAAAGAAACCAUAGCCUUGGGAAGUUAUUUAGAAGCGGAUGUCAGGCUUCCGGAACCUUACUAUGAUAUUGUUAAGUCAGGUAUCCACGCCAAGCAGAAGCAUCGAACAAUGAACCUACAAGAUAUUCGCUAUAUUCUGAAGAAUGACUUAAAGGAUUUUCUUGGAGCUCAGAAAAGUCAGCCAACUGAGAGCCCUAGAAUGCAGAGCUAUGAAGCCCAUCCUGAUGUUAACUCCUGUCUAGGACUAUCUUCAGAAUAUCAAAAGGACAUUCCAGAUGUGGACAUCAAAGAGCUAAAGGAAAUGGGUAGUCAACCCCAUUCACCAGCAGAUCACUCUGUUCCCAUUGGAAAAACAGUACUGACUCCUCCAGUCCUGGAUUCAAGUCUGUCAGUCCAGGAACCUGAGAAUCCAAAUGUUCCUUCUCCUCCUGCUUCCUGUUUGGCAGAAGAGGUCAAGAGCCCCACUGCAAGUCAGAGCAGCCUCUGCAGCUUUGAGAUCAAUGAAAUCUACUCAGGCUGCUUCAACUUGGGAACUGUCAAAGAGGAAGAGUACCCAGGGACUGCUUCAUCAUCUGAGGGGGAUAAGCCAGACCAGGUAGAUGAACUUCCAUCUCUGGAAGAAGAGCUGGAUAAGAUGGAGAGAGAAUUGCAUUGUUUUUGUGAGGAGGACAAGAGCUUUUCAGAAGUUGACACAGACCUUUCCUUUGGGGAUGGCGACUGGCAAAGUGAUCCCCGCAGUUCACUCAGCCUGACUGAACCAACCAGAGAAGACAAGAGCAAAACGAACAGUUGGUCCAAGACUGAUGAGGUUGUCAGUAAGAUUGUGCUCAAUCUAAAGAUUUCACAAGUAAUGAUGCAACAGAAUGCUGAGUGGCUGGGGAAGCUUGAGCAGGAAAUAGAUGAACUUGAGUUGGCACAGGAGGAGCUGGACAAUCAGGGCAGGAGUUUGAGGGAUGUUGCAUUAAAGUUUGCAAAUGCCAAGUAUCCGUUAGCUGUGGGCCCUCCAUCUUUGACUUAUGUUCCUCCUGUUAUGCAAUUACCAGAGCUUAGGCAGUCAGAAAAUGGUGGACAUUUUGGCAAAAAGCCUGAGCAACUAAUCUGUGGCUGGAAGCCUUUCACACAAGUUUCUGAAGAAAACAGAGAAGACCAGUCAGAGACAAACAAUCAGCUGCCGACUGUUCGUGGUCCUGGGAAGCAGAACACAGGUGAACAGUCACCAUCCACUGAGGAAGCCAAGGAGAGUUUGGAGAGAAAUAAAAACCAAAAUAGCAGGAGGAUCAGUAUGGAAUCUGGGUCUUCUGAAAUCUAUAAUACAAAGUCAAGAAAUAAUGAAGAUGAUGGAGAGGCAGACUCAAAAUGGAAACUGGCAGUAAAGGAAAUGGCAGAGAAAGCAGUUUCCGGACAGCUCCUAGUACCUCCUUGGAGCCCUCAGAGCAGUGUGCCUUUUGAGAGUAAGAUUGAAAAUGAGACCACUCAUUUGCCACGGCCCCCAGUCCGAGGUCCUGAGAGCACACACUGGCCGCACAUUGUAGAAUAUCAAAGGGAAAAUGAUGAGCCCAAAGGUAGUAUAAAGUUUGGCACAGUGGACACCAGUGACUGUGGCAGGAACAAGCACAGCGGACAGACAGGCCUCAGCAGCUUCACCAGUAUUAUAAACCCAUUCUUCAGAAAAUACGAGCCGCCAGAGCAUAGUGAAGUCUCUCAAGCAAGUUGUGACACAACUGUGGGUACUGAGAAAUUUUACAGCACCUCAAGUCCCAUAGAAGAGGACUUUGAAAGAAUCCAAAAUCCUUUGGCUAAACCUCAAGGCUAUGUUGAAGAAAAGUUUCAAAUAAGAGAAUUCUUUGGAAAGACUGCUGAGAGUUUGACUGAGCCUCAGUUCCAAGCUAAGCAAAGUGCUGAAGAUAAGCAAGAAGAGGCCUUAGAGGAGACACUGAAGGAACUGAAAGAGAAAGACAUAUCACUGACAGACAUUCAAGACCUGUCGAGUAUCUCCUGUGAACAAGACAGCUGUUUCAAGGAAGCCUCAUGCAGAACACCCAGAUUAAAGCAUGCACCUACUAGUGUCAGCACUCCGCUCAGCCCAGAGUCAGUUUCUUCAGAUGCUAGUCACUAUGAAGACUGCCUCCGCAGUACCACAUUUCAGGUUAAAAGAGGAUCUGCAUUUUGUCGGAGUGGUCAAGAAUCUAUGAGAAUUUUGUCUGCCGAAUUUAUAACUGUCCGAGAGAGAGCAAAGAGCCUGGAGUCUCUCCUGGCUUCUUCUAGGCCUCUGCCUGCAAAACCGGUUGAUCCCAAAAAAUGGUCUGCGAUUAGUGGAGUUGGUUCUUCUAACAUUUCUAUGCCAUCUGUGACAUCAGCCCAUGCUAUCCAGAGGAAGCACCUACCCAGAGUGGAAACCACCUCUCAGCAUCAUGUCAAUGAGCUUCCACCGCCAGCUCUGGAGCUCCUUGAUGAAAUCGAGCAUCUGAAGCAACAGCAGAUUUCACCCAUGGUGUCACAGGAGAACACAGCACAUGGUCUGAGCGCCACUGAAAAUGAUAAAGAGAAUUUGGAAGAACAAGAAACCAACAGUAGUAAAGACAGCAGUUUUCUUUCCACCAAAGAAAUUCAGGAUCUGGAAGACACAGAGAGAGCUCAUUCUUCUCUUGAUGAGGACCUGGACAGAUUGCUGCAGUCACCUGAGGAGAACAUGGCACUGCUGGACCCUUCCAAGGGCUCUACAAGGGAGAAAGAACCCAAAGAUCAAGAUGUUGUUGAUCAGAAGGAAAAAAGGAAAGAAAGCAUCAGUCUGGAGAGAAGGAAAUCAGACAGCGUCUUAGGGGCUUUGGAAGAAGAUGAACUAAAGCCCUGUUUCCGGAAGCAACUGAGUUGGUCUGAACCUUCCAGGAUAAUUGUGCUGGAUCAGAGCGACUUGUCGGAGUGAUUGGAACUGGAUCAGAGGCAGUUCAGCCUGAGUUCAGGCGUUGUGGCUUGUGGCCUCUGUUCUUCUUUUGUCUGCAUCAGUUGCCUCGAGGACAGUGGUUCCAGUUGUGCAGCUCACACUUUGUUCUGCUGCUGCCAUGGGCACAAUAAUGUGGCCCUCUCACGUGUAGCUUAAUCCUUUGUUUUGU
Molecule: messenger RNA, 3924 nt
Organism: Alexandromys fortis (reed vole)
Lineage: Eukaryota; Metazoa; Chordata; Mammalia; Rodentia; Cricetidae
Gene: Tex14
Product: testis expressed 14, intercellular bridge forming factor
Exons: 26
Coding region: 96-3737 (1213 amino acids)
Biological process (GO): male meiotic nuclear division; mitotic spindle assembly checkpoint signaling; mitotic sister chromatid separation
Cellular component (GO): midbody; intercellular bridge; kinetochore
Molecular function (GO): ATP binding; protein kinase activity
Source: RefSeq, a predicted model, not a curated record